AGUUAAAACUGCUGUAUGAUGUUUCCACGAAAAAUGCAUUGCGAAUCAAACAGGGCAAACGCGUACAUGUGGUUGCGUUUGCCAUUGCCCUCCAACUAUGAUGUUGCGCUUCUCUUGCGGCUAGGGUCCCGGGUGCUAAUCGUGUGGACCAAACAGGCACUUCUGAGCUCCCAUAAAGGCCUCGGGAGGCGUCCUAGAGGUCGCCUCGUCGGGCUCGUAGGCAGGCUCGUUGUUUCGGACAAAAACGCAAAUGUGCAUCUCGCAGUGGACCCCCUCAAGAAGGGGCUGGAUUGUUGGAAAGCAGAGCGGAUCGUUCGACACGGUGUGACUCCCAGUACCGCCACACCAGUGCAGAUCCUUCAUCACCUGCGGGACGAUGUGGGUCCGGAAUCGGUUGGCCUCGCUGUGAGGCUGGACGUCUUCCACCACCAGAAUGCCACCGGGUUGGAUACGGGGAAACCAGAAAAAUAGCGUCGCCGCCAUUUGGUCGUGGAGGUGGGCCCCAUCAUCGACGACGGCCAUCAGUGGGGGAGCAUCUGGGCGAUUCAUAUAAGUAUCCCAUUUCUCCUUCAAAAAAUUGUAGUCACUGGCAUCCCCGCAGUGCAACCGGUUGGAGCUUCUCAGAUCUUUGUACCAACGAUGUUUCUCUGCAAAGUUCCCCCAGGGCCAUUUUCCUUCUGCACGGGGUCCGGGCUCGAUGCAGGAUAUCUCCAUUGAGUGUUUUUCAGCGGUCGGCAAAAAGUUUGAAAAUGCCUCAAAGCCCUUACCUUGGAAGUAGCCAAUCUCCAGAAACUGAAUGGGCUUGGCAUCCGGGGUUGAGUACUCCCCAAGCCACCGAUUGUAUAUCGUGUCGUAGAAGUGGCCCCAGGAGCGACAGGAAGGGCGCUCGGCGCCACCGUGGAGGCACUCAGAAUUGUCUCCAAGGCACCUGGGCAACGUUUUGUACCCCAUCACCUUGUCCGUGCCCGUUUGAUCAGCGACGUCUCGAAAGUCUUGCUGCGCUGCCCGUCGGUCUUCCUGGACGGUGGUAGCGGCGGUGGAGGAAGAAGUGGUCAUCCCCAACAUGUCGGAAAAACCAACAAUUUCCUCGACGAUAGCUUCCCCCUUGAGGUAGGUUUCGGUGUGCAAUCGUCCUCCCCGAGAAUGAUGAACGGCAAUAGCAAUCACGGUGGCGAUCGGCAUGAUCGUGCAGAAGAUCCGCCGGUAGGUUCUCGCUUGGAAGCUCUCGCCUUUUCGUCUAGGGGACUCCAUGUCGUCCUUUGUGUAUUUUAUCUUGCUUUAUUCUGAUUGUUUGCUAUCCGUUUUGGCAAUUCGAAGGAUGCGAAGAUCGACAAUCGACGGAGUUGCGACAGCGAUGAAGAAAUGGAACGGGAUUGUGGGAGGCUGAUGGAGCAACGAAGAACUGUUGUUCGGCACCUCUAUGGAAUUGUUGAGAGACAUUCGUGAACUGCCUCCCCUAUCGGAGAAAUCCACACAACAUCCACAGUCUAGACCUGCAUCAAGAUUUCUCGAUUACAAUUACUAUUACACUUUGCGAGAAUGUCUGGGGGAAUAUUGUCGUAACGGUCAAAUCGUUAAAAAAGCGUUAGAAAUUGGCAUUUUUGUGUUAGAUUUCACUUUCGCUCGUAUCGAUUCAUGUACUGGUACGAGUACAUAGGGUACCGUACUUUCUGUAAUAGAAGUAGAAGUACUUCUUACAGUAGGAUACAGAACGAAAGGAACAGAAUAAGGUACGUACGUACGUUUCCUGGGUUACCGUAUGUACGGCAGGGGUCUAAAUUAUGACCCCUGAUGCAGGGGUCAUAAUUUAGAGGGGUGCGCGUCGCAUCGAAAACUCAUAUUCCAUGUGUGUCCGAAAUUGAAAAAUGUCACCCCAGGAUUUUUUGACAACUCAAUUUUUACUGCAUAUCACUGCUAAAAGUGUACCUGAAAGACCCCCUACACAGGAACACUUCCAAACACUCUCUGAUUUUCAAACUUCGUAUGCACGUCUCUCAUAUAGUUGAGAGUCAAGUAGUAAGUGUUUGUCAUAUUUUAAUGCUGUCUGUGGUUCAAAAUUUUAAGU
Molecule: messenger RNA, 2065 nt
Organism: Pseudo-nitzschia multistriata
Lineage: Eukaryota; Bacillariophyta; Bacillariophyceae; Bacillariales; Bacillariaceae
Source: the annotation of a GenBank genome assembly